AGCCGCCGAGGUAGACUGCAGGUUAGAGGGAAGCGGUGGGGAGACCGCCCAGAACGGGGACGCGUACUUUAAAGCGAGACAAAUGCCGUUCAGGUUUCCUCCAGACCUCAGGCAGCAAGCAGUUUUAAAGACACCGACGCAGACUGAGGGGGGCACUUGCCUGUACUUGCUGUCAUGCGUUGAGUAGCACAAGGGGGCCAUGAAGCGAAGGUCCCGCAGCUGCAGUACCAACAGUGAACUCCAGGGGGCAGACAGGCGCAGCAUGGAGGAGAGAAAGCAGGAGGAGUGCCGCCUGGGCAGCUUCAAAGGCCCGGAGAUGAGUGGCCCUCUGCCCAGCAAGACGAGCCCCAUGCCUCCAGCCUCCAGCAAGGUCACCCUGUUGGUGGACGGCAUUCGUUUUGUCGUGGACCCUGCAGUUUUUACAGCCCACCCUGACACCCUGCUGGGCAGGAUGUUUGGUGCGAACCAGCAGCACGGUUUCCUGCAGCCCAACGAGAAGGGUGAGUACGAGCUGGCCGAGGGCGUCAGUGCCGCAGUCUUCGCGGUCGUGCUGGAUUUCUACCAGACAGGGGUGCUGCGCUGCCCUGACGGCGUGUCAGUGGGCGAGCUGCGAGAGGCCUGUGACUACCUCCGCAUCGCCUUCAACCACAGCACCAUCAGGUGCCGUGACCUCAGCGCCUUGCUGCAUGAGCUGUCCAACGACGGAGCACGGCAGCAGUUUGAGGCUUUCCUGGAGGAACUGCUGGUUCCCGCCAUGGUAUCCAGCGCACAGGAGGGCGAGCGCGAGUGCCACAUUGUGGUACUGACUGACGAGGACACAGUGGACUGGGACACGGAGCACCCGCCUCCCAUGGGCGAGGAGUAUUCUCAGAUUCUGUAUAGCACCAAGCUGUACCGUUUCUUCAAGUACAUCGAGAACCGGGACGUGGCCAAAGUUCUGUUGAAGGAGCGAGGCUUAAAGAACAUUCGCAUCGGGAUCGAGGGGUACCCUACUUGCAAGGAGAAGGUGAAGAGGCGCCCUGGAGGCCGGGCUGAGGUCAUCUACAACUAUGUGCAGCGGCCGUUCAUCCAGCUGUCUUGGGAGAAGGAGGAGGGGAAGAGUCGGCAUGUAGACUUCCAGUGCGUGCGCAGCAAGAGCGUGCCUGAUCUGGCUGCUGCGGGGGAGGGUGCGGCCAGAUCCGUAACCUCCGCCACCCCGCAGGUGGACGAGCUGGACCGCCUGAACAGGCCCAGCCACCGUCCUGCCCUCCUCUCUAUGUGGACACCCAGCGAGAGCUGAGGAACCAUCAUUUCCUCUAGCCUGCGCCUUCUUCAAGUGUUCCCACGGCAACCACAAGCUACGUUCCGCUGGGUUUCUCUCCUGGCGCCCUCUGCUGGGAGACCGCGGCUCGCAUCCCUUUGGCAUCCCUGAAGGAUGCACCAGAGGCAUGGCUUCGCCACUGAGGGUGGUGACAGAGAUGCCCCCCCCCUCCACUGGGGUACUCUACACACAUUACAUUGGCUUGCGUGACAUUUGACCUUUUAAAGGGCUGGAUGUUAGGCAUCCCCUUUUUAUUUAUAAGGAAGACAUGCCGGUUUUGUUGUCCUUUGUUUUUUGGCAUGGGAACUCCCCAGCACUGCUGAAAGUAAGACAUUAUAGGGAAUCCUAUGGUAACCAGCGAGGUGGAUCACAUGACCUGAUUCGGCAUGUCAAAGUCUUGAGCAUAGCAGGAGUGUGAGAGUGGUGAUAGUUUAAGGGGGGGAGGGGUUGUGCGGGGAAUGGUAUGGAUGGACAUUGGAGCCAUUAUGCUGAAGAGGGGCUUUUGCUUUCAAGCAGAGAGGCGUUAUGUUUGAAAGAUGCUCCUAUGGCUUGUUGCACAUUCUAGUCUUCAUGGGCUUGAGUCACUGAGGGCUGUGUGAGAGUAGUGUGGGAAAGAGAGCUAGAUACGGCAACAAAUGUGUGUGUGAGAGAUGCAGACAGUCACGGGGUGAAUCUGAGUAUGUAUGUGGGAGAGAGGAACAAGUUACAGGGAUCACUGUGUGUGUGUGUGUGUGUGUGUUCUGGUGGUAGAGUGCAUCUAGCUGUAUCUGUAAGCUGGUCUGAAACACCUUAAUGCAUCCUGCAUGAACAGCUAGUCAUGUUUAGCUUAAUGUUCAAUUCACCACUCUGUCACGGCUGCAUGCAUCUCUGAAAGUUUUUGCAUUUUCAUAAAAUGUACAGCCAGCUGUUUCUCUGGUCAUUUCUUUUAAAAGUUUGUGUGAUAUAAACAUUUUUCUUUAUAAACCAUAGAGAACAUUUUUUAUAUGCAUAUCCUACAUGUUUAUAUGUCGUGCUUAUCAAUGUGAAAACACUGCAUCUUUGAGAAAAUUGUGAUUUAAAAGUUUAUGAUGAAAUAAAAGAUUUUGGCAAGUCCCAUAA
Messenger RNA from Brienomyrus brachyistius, 2398 nucleotides. RefSeq names its product potassium channel tetramerization domain containing 20 (gene kctd20). Gene Ontology annotation, cellular component: cytoplasm. Gene Ontology annotation, molecular function: protein binding. The record is from RefSeq and is a predicted model, not a curated record. The transcript is spliced from 8 exons. The coding region runs from base 200 to 1279 and encodes 359 amino acids. Gene Ontology annotation, biological process: positive regulation of phosphorylation. NCBI's taxonomy places the organism in Eukaryota, Metazoa, Chordata, Actinopteri, Osteoglossiformes, Mormyridae.